AUGACCCUCCCUGAUUCGUCCCGUCAGUUCACCAUGAACCUCAUAACUGUGCUCGGUCUACUGUGUCUACUGGUCUCAACCGAGGCCGCUAAUGAAACCGAGGCCCUCCUUUCCCGUCGAAAGCGGUACCUCACCUUCCCAGAGGGCAGUACCUACUCUUUCGCUUUCUGCAUGGAGUUGAAGACUGUGACUCAAGACAUUGAUAUUUUCACGGAGGGAGUGGCUGUGUCCGCUAACUACGAUCUCCCAUCAAAGCCGGAGUUACUGUUCACGUCCAAGCCCAUCCCUCCAGCACCUAUUCUUCAGCGGAGGCAUCGUAGAGACCUUUACAGCAACGUAGAGAGAAUACUAAAUUUGGCAGGACUGGACGGUAGAUCCUGUGUGCUUCUGGCGGUUUGUGAAGCCUCCCAGAGACUGACCCCCGGCAUCGGCCUACUGGAGGAGAUUGUACGGAUCUUGUUCAAGAUGCCAGUGGAGCAGAUGAGCAGAGACGAACCACACGAACACUGGCAGUACAGUACAGCCUACAGCAGUGGAACUUACAAUCUUGACUGUCAGAAACUCUACCCUAGAUGUCCCCUGUCACUUCUCUCUAUUGUCAUGGAUAUGAAACCUGCGAGUUUAGUGUUAAAUUAA
Messenger RNA from Homalodisca vitripennis (glassy-winged sharpshooter), 636 nucleotides. RefSeq lists its product as uncharacterized. Lineage: Eukaryota; Metazoa; Arthropoda; Insecta; Hemiptera; Cicadellidae. The record is from RefSeq and is a predicted model, not a curated record. The transcript is spliced from 4 exons. The coding region runs from base 1 to 636 and encodes 211 amino acids.